Molecule: messenger RNA, 1429 nt
Organism: Capsicum annuum
Lineage: Eukaryota; Viridiplantae; Streptophyta; Magnoliopsida; Solanales; Solanaceae
Product: phosphatidylinositol:ceramide inositolphosphotransferase 1
Biological process (GO): ceramide biosynthetic process
Cellular component (GO): trans-Golgi network; endoplasmic reticulum membrane; Golgi membrane
Molecular function (GO): inositol phosphoceramide synthase activity; sphingomyelin synthase activity; ceramide cholinephosphotransferase activity
Source: RefSeq, a predicted model, not a curated record
ACUGCCUCUCCGUGUCCAACUCGCGUUUUAUAAUCAAAGGAGAUUCUCCAUAUAAAAUUAUACUUGCAUCACGCACUCUACACUAGUAGUUGUUGUAGCCCACAGUGAGAAAAAAGAAAUUAUAACAAUCACAUUCAACUUUAAUUAGCUUACUCAAAUUCAAGUUUAUGUCAAGAAAUUACAAGGUAUAAAUUUUGCGUUUUACAACUUUUAAGGAUGAAUUAGUGAGUCAUAAUCGAACAACGAUGUUGUUUUACAUUCGUCGUGCGGCUUCAAAGUUAUGGAGGAGAAUUUGUAUGGAGACUUCAAUAGAAAUCAAUCUUCUUGCGUAGAAAUGGAAGUAUAUUCUUGGAGGUUUGAUAUUUCAGUACGUACAUGGAGUUGCUGCUCGAGGUGGUCACUACAUACAUCGGCCUGGACCUACUCUUCAGGAUGUCGGCUUCUUUCUUCUUCCGGAGCUUGGGCAAGACAAAGGUUACAUAAGUGAAACUGUAUUCACCACACUCUUUCUGUCUUUUGUCUUAUGGACAUUCCAUCCUUUCAUUUUCAAGAUCAAGAAGACCUAUACAGUUCUGAUAUGGUGCAGGGUGUUGGCUUUCUUGGCUGCUUGUCAGUUCCUUCGAAUCAUCACAUUCUACUCUACACAGCUUCCUGGUCCAAACUAUCAUUGUCGUGAGGGUUCAAAGCUUGCCACAUUGCCUCCUCCAAAUAGUGUUUUAGAAGUUCUAUUAAUUAAUUUUCCUCGGGGCGUGCUUUACGGUUGUGGUGAUCUGAUAUUUUCAUCUCAUAUGAUAUUCGCUCUAGUUUUUGUGCGGACAUAUCAUAAAUACGGGAGAGGAAGGUUUAUAAAACUGUGUGCUUGGUUAGCUGUUAUUGCUCAGAGCAUCUUGAUUGUUGCGUCCCGUAAACAAUACACUGUGGACGUUGUUGUGGCAUGGUACACUGUUAAUCUAGUAGUUUUCUUCGUUGAUAAACAGUUGCCAGAACUGUUGGACCGCACUAGUGCAGCAUUGUCAAUUACCCUGAGCAAAGAUAGCAAGACUAAGGAAGAGAAUCACAAACUUCUGAAUGGAAAUUCUGGAGAUCCUGCAGAAUGGGUAUAGAGAAGCAUCCUGGAUUGUGUAUAAAUGUGCAGAAUCCAAAGAUGGGAGCACUGUGCAUGUUGAAGGAGUAACGAACAGUGUAUAUACGAUACAUGGAGUGCAACUAACCGAAGCUGGUAAAAGGCACUUCUGUCCAAUAUAAUUACAAGGUUGGUUUGACAAAUGAUUCCUGAUGUUCCUCCAAGUUCAGUAGUUCUGGUUUAUAGCGUUGGAUACAAAAUCAAAGGUCAAUGUUGUUGAUGUCUCCAUGUUCCCUUUGGUUAAAAAUUAUCAAAUGUAUAAACGGAUUCCAUUUUUGGUCAAUAAAUUAUCUUUUUAGUUUUGUA